AGGAGCUCGAUGCUCCAAUCGGGGUUGCGUCGCUUGCAUUCGCCGUCGACCUGUCCGAUUGGGGUAAAGACAACAAGUGCCCCUCGAUUUUUCGGGUGCCCCACAUCGCGACCAUCAAGAUUAUUAUCGACUACAACUACCAGCAACUCCCCAUCCCCAGCUCUGUUACUCCUUUCACACCAAUCACAACGACGCACAUACACAAUGGCUGCCAAAGGAAACCUCGAACUUCUCCUCCUUGAGAACCCUCUGCUGGACAUCCAGGGUGUCGGUGAUGAGAAGCUCCUCGAGAAGUACGGCCUGAAGGCCAACGAUGCCAUUCUCGCCGAAGAGAAGCAUCUCGGCAUCUUCGAGGACCUCAUCCAGAACUACGACGCAAAGCUCAUCGCUGGAGGAGCCGCCCAGAACACCGCCCGCGGUGCUCAGUACAUCCUCGCCCCCAACUCCACCGUCUACCUUGGAUGCAUCGGCAAGGACAAGUACGGACAGACCCUCGAGGACAUCUGCGCUAAGGCAGGCGUCCGCACCGAGUACCGCUACGACGAGAAGACCCCCACCGGCCGCUGCGGUGUCGUCAUCACCGGCCACAACAGGAGCUUGUGCACCGACCUCGCGGCCGCCAACCUCUACAACAUCGACCACUUGAAGCAGCCCGAGAUCUGGAAGCUCGUCGAGAACGCCAAGUUCUUCUACGUCGGCGGAUUCCACUUGACCGUCUGCGUGCCCGCCAUCCUCGCCCUCGCCGAGGAGGCCGCCGCUAAGAACAAGCCCUUCAUCCUCAACCUCUCCGCACCCUUCAUCCCUCAAUUCUUCAAGGACCCUCUCGACCAGGUCCUCCCCUACGUCGACAUCCUCAUCGCCAACGAGACCGAAGCGGCCGCGUACGCCGAGUCCCACGGCCUCGCCACCAAGGACGUCAAGGAGAUCGCCAAAUCCAUCGCCAGCCUCCCCAAGAAGAACACCCAGGCUCCCCGCACCGUCAUCUUCACCCAGGGCACCGACCCCACCAUCGCCGUCGUCGCCGGCAAGGACGGCGCCGAGCCAACCGUCAAGGAGCAGGCCGUCCACGCCAUCGACGCCUCCAAGAUCAACGACACCAACGGUGCGGGCGACGCCUUCGCAGGCGGCUUCGUCGCCGGUAUCGUCCAGGGCAAGAGCCUCGAGACCGCUAUCGAUAUGGGACAGUGGCUUGCUAGGCUUAGCAUCCAGGAGUUGGGUCCUUCGUACCCUCAACCCGUCCAGACCUACUCCCUCAGCAACUAAAUACCCAAUCCCUAAAUGAAAAGGGGAAGAAAAGUUUUAACAAAAGAGAGAGCGUAAAACGCUCGUUUCGUAUUUUCAACAAUCUACGAGGAUGACGGGAGAGCCGUGGAGGGGACUGGACUGGACUGGACAGCCCUAGGAUCUCACGUUCAAGCAUAGGGGAGAAAAUUGGGUGUUUCUGGCGCUUUUUUCUUUGGGUGGAUGGCAUGGAAUAAAGGAGUGCCCAUGUUUCAACAAUUACUGGCAAUCUCCCCCUCUCGAAAGGGGGAGAGAAGAUGAUUAUAUCACGACGACGACGGACUUCGGAAGGAAGUAUUCAACAAACGAGGGAUAGAGGAAUGCAAAUGACAGAAUAAAGGCUUGAAUAAAGUACCUAGAUAUCAAAUCAAAAACGAUGAAUUGAUAC
Molecule: messenger RNA, 1669 nt
Organism: Aaosphaeria arxii CBS 175.79
Lineage: Eukaryota; Fungi; Ascomycota; Dothideomycetes; Pleosporales
Product: Carbohydrate/purine kinase
Exons: 3
Coding region: 205-1263 (352 amino acids)
Biological process (GO): purine ribonucleoside salvage
Cellular component (GO): nucleus; cytosol
Molecular function (GO): adenosine kinase activity
Source: RefSeq, a predicted model, not a curated record